Messenger RNA from Carcharodon carcharias (great white shark), 4201 nucleotides. Its product is annotated as arrestin domain-containing protein 2-like. The transcript has 8 exons. The record is from RefSeq and is a predicted model, not a curated record. Bases 324 to 1541 code for a protein of 405 amino acids. Gene Ontology annotation, biological process: protein transport. Gene Ontology annotation, cellular component: plasma membrane; cytoplasm. Lineage: Eukaryota; Metazoa; Chordata; Chondrichthyes; Lamniformes; Lamnidae.
UCUUGUCAGUUUCACUUUUAAACUGGAAUUGGAAAGGCUGCUGGAGAGAGAGAAUGAACGAACGAACGAAAGAAAAAGAAAGAAAGAGAAAAAGUUGCAUUUAGAGCAAACUUAUAUCACCCCAUUUCCUAACCUCACGAACUUUGCAAGUGUGGAUACAGCUGCAACGCGGUAGCUGAAGCUGUGCACAGCAAGAUCCCACAGACAGCAAUGAGAUAAAUGACUGACAAGAAGAGGGGGACCAGACGGCCCCGAGCGGCGAUCUGGAGAGCAGUUUUGUCUGUGUGGUUGGAGGGAAGGUUUAUUUCAACUUUAAAAAAACGAUGAAGGUCGGGAAGAUCAGAGGAUUCCUCCUGGUCCCGGACAGGAAUGAGGGUUCAAUUUACACCCGGGGUCAGCUGGUGUCCGGCCGAGUGGUCCUGGACCUCCGGGCAGCCAUCCGUGUUCGCUCGUUGCAGAUCUGCGCUAAAGGAAUGGCAGCGGUUCAUUGGCUGGAGAGUAGGAGCAUCGGGAUGAACACAGUCUAUUCAGAUUACAGCUCGUAUGAGACCUACUUCAAGAAGAGACAGCACGCGAUCCGAGAUAAUGGUGAUGUCACCGUUCUCCAGGCUGGCAGACAUGAGUUCCCAUUCAGCUUUCAGCUUCCUGAAGAGAAUCUGGUGACAUCCUUCGAGGGAAAGCAUGGAAGUGUGCGGUACUGGGUCAAAGUCAAACUUCAUCGUCCUUGGGCCACUGUUAAGAAAAUCAAACGGGAGUUCACAGUAAUUGAGCCCAUUGACAUCAACACCCCCUCAUUGCUGGCUCCCCAAGCGGGCACAAAAGAGAAGUUGGCUCGUGUCUGGUACUGUAACCUUGGUCAUGUGUGCCUUACAGCAAAGAUUGACCGAAAAGGCUAUACACCAGGUGAGGUGAUCCCCAUUUUUGCUGAGGUUGACAACUGCUGCUCCCGCACAGUGACCCCCAAAGCUUCCAUCGUCCAAAUUCAGACUUUCAUCGCCAGGGGGACGAUGAAGCUGAAGAAAUCGGUGGUGGCAACUCUGCAAGGCGAGGGUGUUGCCCCCAGGAAGAGGGGGUCAUGGCAUGGCCGUCCCCUGAAGAUCCCGCCCCUGUCUCCCUCCCUCUUGCAGUGCAGGGUGAUUCGGGUGGAGUACAUGCUACGGGUUUAUGUUGAAAUCCCGGGAACAUCCAAACUGUCCCUGGAGCUGCCCCUCGUAAUUGGCACAAUCCCCCUCCACCCGUUUGGCAGUCGCUCCUCCAGUGUUGGGAGCCAAUACAGUAUGGAUAUCGACUGGCUGCGCCUCGCCCUCCCUGAGAGACCAGAGCCUCCCCCUGAUUACUCGGAGGUAGUUUCUGAGGAACAAGCUGAACGGACUGACCAAGAACUGUCCCUCCCAGAGGAGGAUGAGGUAAUCGGGGGAAUGCUGGAGCGACCCUUCUUUGCCUACGUGCAGGAAUUCCGUUAUCGACCUCCACCCAUCUACUCAGAGAUUGAUCCCCAUCCUCCAAGAUCAGACAUGCGUCGCCGAUGUAUGACCUGCUGAAGAAUUCACCGUGGCAUGCAACACACAAAAUAAAAAAGGAAAAGCGAGAUUUUAAAACCAGCUUAAGGGCCUAGGGACACUUCCCAGACACCUUGAAAGCAAACUCGGGAUAUUGCCGUCUGAAGAGGAACAGGACCAACCCUCGUAAAGGGAAAGAGAGAAUGAUCUCUGACCUCUGUGGAGAUGAUGCAAGUUGGAUUGGGAUCCUCAGCCCGCCUCUUGCCUUGUGCUGAACUGUUUGCCGUCUCUCUUGGCUACCUGUUCCACUGAGCUUAACAUCUCCUCAAAUGGCUCCAUGCCACUGCCUCUAGCAGAUCCAAUGGGCAGAUGUGACAGUGACAGAUGAUGCAUAGAGGGUUCUUCUAUAUAUUGGACACGUGGUAGUUAAGUGGGUUCAACACUCCCUCCCCUACCUCCAGUGUUGAUGACUCUCUGGUUGGGUAUUUGUUUUGCCAGAGCUUGCUGUCAAUCUGCUUUGCACCUCCAACUUAUACAAAUGGGUACAGUACACACCAGAGAAGGUGUUCGGGAUGGGUGGGGGUCUUGGUGUUUGUUUCUGCAUGUAUUCUGGGAGUUAGAGAGCCACCCCAGUUUAAGAAGUCGAUGUUUGAGAGUUUGAUUUGGCCACACAAAUCCUGCCUGAUUUACUUUUUCAUAUUAUGUGAACUGUGCGUCACAAUUCACCAAUCUGUAUUGUGGCUAUGACCUCCCCAUUUUGCCCCCCCCACCAUCAGUCACGAUAUAUCCAUAGAGAGAGAUUCAAUGCCAGGUGGCGGUCAAAACACUGGUGGGUGUGAGAGACUAGGUUUCAAUGUUAGAGGAAAUUUUUUUUUAAAAAAAAGAAAAAAAAUGAUGGAAAGUGUUUUUUUUAAUAAUUUCUGAGGUAACCAGCCCUCAAAUCCAAAUUCCAAGACGAUCUCCUUGAGUGUCAAAGCUGGGGUUGUGGAGAAGAGUAGUACAGAACAUCCUGAGCUGAGAGAAUUUCUGAUGUAGAGAUGAAUCCUUGCAAAGUUAUGAUCAAUAACCAUUCUUUAUUAUUUCAUGCCUUUUACGUCUUUUUUUUAAAAAAGAUGUCCUAAGGUUUUUCCCCAAGAUAAAUGGACAGUGAGCCAGAAAGGGAGAGAUUAGGAGAGGUGAUUUGUCAGAGAAAUGGAUUUUGAAAGGUUCAAUAAGGGGACAGAGGUGGCGAGGCAGAGAGAGGGAUUUGGGAAGGAAUGCUAGAGAGUAAGAGGAGAGGUUGCAUAAGAUAUCACUGAUCAGUGGUGACAAAAUAUGGCCACAGUUAUGAUAAUUCAUGCUUUCCCCAUUAGAAGGAUCUGCAGAAUUGUAAUGAGUUGUUUUCUUCUGUGCCUUUUUUUAACAAAGUCAGGGUUAUCUUUGUAAAUGUGUAAAGAGAAACAGAUAUGACGGUGUUAAUCAACUGGCCUUCUCCUGCAUUGUGGAGUUAGACCUAUAAUGUGACCAGAAUCCUACGCCUCACCACACCUCCUGCUGCCUUAGUAGGAGAACCUUCCUCUCUGAGCAACUAUUACACUAAUUCUAAAAGGGAGAACAACAGCAACUAGUAUUUUUGUAGAACAUUUUAAGUGGUAAAAUAUUCCAAAGUGCUUCACAGGGGUGUAAUCAAACAAAAUUUGACACCAAUUUACAUAAGUUGAUGAGCUCAGUCAAUAAGGAGCAACUUGAGUUUAGAGAGGCAGAGAGGUUUGUGAAAGUAAUUUCAGAGUUUAGGACCCAAGCAGCUGACGCUAUGGUCAUCAAUUGUGGAGUGAUUAAAAUCGCAGGCACGGGGAUCCUGGAAUGUUGUUGGAGGUUUACAAGCAAGACCAUGGAAGAAUUGGAAAACGAGGAUAAGAAUUUUAGAGACUAGGUGUUGCUUAACCAGGAGCCAUUGUAGGUCAGUGAGCACAAGGGUAAUGAGUGAACAGGAGUUGGUGUGAGUUAGGACACUGGCAGCAGAGUUUUUGGGUGACAAGUUUAUGGAGGGUAAAACAUGCAAUAUGUUGGUAAUUUACAUUGAUUUUUGACAUCUUUAUUUGGGUUUUACUUGAAAGAAGAAAAGUUAAUUCUUGAAGAUAACUUGUAGUGAUGGAUGGUUGUACUCAUGGUUUGGGGAUAGUCAUCAUGUUGCCAACCCUCCAGGAGUGCCCUGGAGUUUCCAAAAAUUAAGGAUUAAUCUCCAGGAGACUACAAGAGAAAAUCUUUGGGAAGAAAUAUCUCAGAGACAUUAAAAGAUAUUUUUUCUUUUUUUUGACAUUUAUUAGUUACAAAAAUAUUAGAGAUGGUGUAAAAAGGCUGGCAGUCACAAUCCAUCUAAAUGUGAGGGAGGGGGAAUAGUGAAGAGGUGGUUUGCUUUCUGGCCGUGGAAGUUGGGGUGAUGCAAGAAUGGGCUUGUAAGGCAGCCAGUGGUGCGAGAUUGAGGGUGGGAUUUUGGAGACAGGAAGUCAGAACCUUCAGGAAUGCAUCCUGCCAGAGUUGGAAACCCUUAGGUUUAAGGGAGAGUUGCAGGAAAUAUUUCUGGUUAUAUGGAAGAUGAUUAGAAUUAUAUCCAUCUUCCUUGUAUAUAAAAUCCUACACACUUUUCAGGCUUUAAAUUGCCUCUUUUUUAAAAUAAAAGUUAUUUUUGUAUUUUUUUUACAAUAAAACAUUAUCAGAUCCUU